AAACAAUGUCUUUACCUCGAGUGUAUGAAAGUUAAGUAAUAAAAUGUGAAACGAAUAAAUAACUCUCCUUUGUUCUAUGUUGACAGCUUAUCGAUGACAGCUGUCUAAAAUACACGUGCUAAUUACGCAAUUGAGUUAUUAUUUGCAGAAAAUAAAUAUACCAUGAGCUAGAUGUUUAUAACGAUGCUAAUGAUGACGACGACGACAAAGAUGAUCAUUUUAAAUUAAAACUAAUUAAUAUUGAGAAUAAGAAUAAAAAAUAAUAAAAAUAAUUAUUUGAUUUGAUAGCGACGUAUCAGUUGGAGGCUUAUCGAUACAAAUGCUUUUAUUCCAGCGGUCUGGCAUAUUCCGCUUGACUCCAGGAAGUAUGCAGCUUUAUUUCUUCGAGCGACACAUUUGCAAAGACUUAGUCACCAACAGUUCAACAUCGUCGUACCAGUGAAUAAAAAGCUAAAAAGAAACAAAUAAAUAUAUAAAUAAAUCAUACAUCAUACAUACAUCAAUAUAUAUAUACAUAUAUUUAGUAUAUCUAUCUGAAAGUAGCUAGAAAUUAAAAAGACAUUUGCAGCAAGUGGCACAUGCUGCCAGUAGCAUCUUAUCAGUUGAUGCUCGACAAACUAUUGAAACUUUAUACCAAAAUAUAUUUUUAAAAUUCUUUCAUAUAAAUUUACGACUUUAAAAUGAUAUUUAAUAUCGAAUGGUUUUUAUUUUUGAUUAUUUUAUUCAACAUUUGCAAUGGAGACUACACUACGGAUUAUUGGACGAACAAAUGGCAGACAAUGUGCCCGGAUUUAUACCCACAUACAUUCAAAAGUUACACACCAAGAGGCAAUAUGACUUACGGUAAUUACACAAGGAUACCUCAUAUCACAGGAAUAAAACAAUGUGCUCUAUCAUGCUGCACAACUUCGAGCUGCAACGUGGUGCUGAUGUUUAAUUCGACGUGUUAUCAUGUAAAGUGCAAGCAAUCGGACAAGUGUGCGCCUUUGUAUCGGCCCGAGUUUGUUAAUUUGGUGGACCCACCAAGUAUGGUGCUGAUCAAACCAGUAGAAAACGACGUUACGUGGAACGACGUGCUGGGACAAUUCUACGACACAAAUCCGCUUUUAAUUGACGCGGUAUCUAAUCGAGAUAACAUCAUGCCAGGUAUCAGUUGUAUGGAUAACAAUGAUUGCCAAGAUAACCAAGUGUGUGUCAAACGCACUUCUUCUGAUGACGAUAAAACCGCGAUUGGAGUUUGCGAGGACAUACAGCCGGAGUUUGAGAUGAACACGGAGGUAAAAUCUAAUACUAAGAGUAUGGGAGCAAAGCCGGUAGUGAAGAAGCAGCUGGUGGUAUCUGCGGUGUCUAAAGAGGUCCGAUUGCCUGACAAUCAGGUUACUUUGUCGGCUUUCACUGUCCCGGCCGAGCAGGGCAACGAGCACUACAACUACGCUUGGAGCUUGCUGAGCCAGCCGGAAGGGCACACGGGAACAAUGACUGAUCAAAAUCUCCCCACAGUAAAGCUGAGUAAUUUAUCCGAGGGACUGUACAAGUUUAGAGUGGUGGUAACCAGCUCAAACGCUUAUGGAGAAGCUUAUGCUAAUGUCAGUGUCUUACCACCGAAGCGAAUAAACAAGCCGCCGAUAGCGAUCAUCUCUCCCGCGUCUCAGAUCGUUAAAUUACCCAACACUGGCGCCGUGCUAGAUGGAUCUUCAAGUACUGACGACGAUCGCGUCGUUUCUUAUCACUGGGAGCUACAGCAGGGCCCCAUUGGUUAUCAGCCGAAUCUUGUGGAUACUCCAACACUGCAGUUGGACAAUCUUAUCGCGGGGAAUUACACAUUCAAGCUGACUGUAGAGGACUCGGAUCAUGUUACUAAUUUUACAACCGCAAAUAUAACGGUGCUUAAAUUAAUCGACUAUCCGCCGAGCGCAAACGCCGGGCAGGAUAUAAUUAUUUACUUACCACAGAAUACGAUUACGUUGAACGGAAAUCUGAGUACUGACGAUCACGGAAUUGCCAGCUGGGAAUGGACCAAGAGUCCUUCAGAUCAAAAUAAAGCUGUUGAUAUGCAAAAUACUCGGACGCCGUACUUGCAAUUGUCUAAUUUAGAGGAAGGGAUGUACACGUUUGUUUUGAAAGUUACCGACGAUUCCGAUCAAUACUCCACCGCAGAAGUUCAUGUGUUUGUUAAACCUCCGACUAAUAGACCGCCUAAAGCUGAAGCGGGUAAAGACAUCACUGUAGCGCUACCGCAGACUAGAGUUAAGCUUGAUGGUAGCAAUAGUAAGGAUGAUAUCAAAAUAGUUUCUUAUCACUGGGAACAGUUGUCUGGGCCGAAUAAAGCCGAGUUUUCCGCGGCUAAUAAAUCGGUUACUAAUGCUACUAAAUUAACUAAAGGAGUUUAUAAUUUUAAAUUGACUGUCAUUGAUGACAAUGGUAACAAAGAUUCGGAUACUGUAAAAGUUGAGGUGACGCAGAAUAAAAAUGCUCCGCCUAAAGCUAAUGCCGGAGGAGAUCAAAUUGUAAUGGCUCCUAUUAGUGCGCUGAUUAUUAAUGGAUCUCAGUCGACGGAUGACUUGAAAAUAAGCCAGUGGCUUUGGAUAAGAGAUCCGACCAGCUUGGCUAUUGGUAAAAUAAUCGACGAUACUAAUCACUCACCGAUUUUGAUGGUAACUGACGUUGUUCCCGGAAGAUAUGUGUUCAAAUUAAAAGUUUCGGAUGAUCAAGGCUUGAGUAGUGAAGAUACUGUGUCAGUUAUUGUUAAAUCUGAUCCCCAGCUACUGAAUCUUGUUGAAUUGACUGUGAAUAUUGGAGCGCAUUUGCUGACAGAAUCUCAGAAGAAUUCUCUGGUGGUGAAAUUACAAAUGCUACUGCGAGAAGAAGUCUCGAUUGUUGUAAGAGACUUGAAGCCUGAACCUCGCACUGAUCGCGCUUGUUUGAUAUUUUACGUCGAGCGAAAGGACAAGAAAUCUUCGAUGACCGGGCGAGAAGUUGUGGAUAGAUUGAAAGAAAAGUUCAAACAAGACUCGGGACUCUUACAACUCUCGGUUACGGCGAUUGACACUGUUAUUUGUCAGAAUAAUUGCUCGGGUCAUGGAGUUUGUGAUGAAGAGUCACGGCAGUGCUUAUGCGAAGCUUUCUGGAUGCAAAACUUAAUACAAAAGUACUUUGGAAACGGAGAGUCUAAUUGCGAGUGGAGUAUUUUGUAUGUUAUAAUUGCUUUGCUGGCGCUGGUGAUUAUUUUCAUUGGUUUUAUUUGGAGUUUCAUCUGUCUCUGUCAGCGGAUUUGCGCUGGUAAGAGUCGCACGAGGUUCAAGAAAAAGACUACAAGGUACUCUCUUCUUCAGCCGCAUCUUGCGGAUGAUGACGACAGCGGUGGAGCGUUUCUGCAACGUAAAAUGGCCAUUUCGGAAUCUGAUACUGAGUCUGAUGAUGUUUUAUUCGAACAUCGGAGAAUUAAUAAUAAAAAUAAUUAUGAUCAUAAUAUUAGAAUUAAUAAUAAUGGAAAAUCCCGAAAUGGAUUUAUUAAAAAUAACUCGAAAAUUAAAACAUGAAAUUAAACUGAGUAUUAUAUUUAAUUUGAUAUGGUAAACUAUUACACAAAUUUUUCUAAAAAAUAUAUUUAAUAUAUAUACUAUAAAUAUAAUAUAUAUUCAUUUCUAUAGCUUUAUAUUUUUUAAGAUAAGAAAACGAUGCACAUAUUUUCCUGUAAAAGUAUAAAACAUACUACCUAGUCUUCUGUGGCUGUUGAACGAAAAAAUACCAAUGUAUAUUAUAAAUUAUAAAAUAACCCAUUUAUAUAAAUAUAUAAAGUAAUUAUUCUCUGGA
Cotesia glomerata is the source of this 3813-nucleotide messenger RNA. RefSeq names its product dyslexia-associated protein KIAA0319. The coding region runs from base 681 to 3539 and encodes 952 amino acids. The record is from RefSeq and is a predicted model, not a curated record. Lineage: Eukaryota; Metazoa; Arthropoda; Insecta; Hymenoptera; Braconidae. The transcript is spliced from 3 exons. Gene Ontology annotation, cellular component: plasma membrane; cytoplasmic vesicle.